AUGACACCAGCUACAGUUGCUCUUGUUUUGAGUUCAGAGAGUGAUAAGCUAGCUUUACUUGCUUUGAAACAGAAGCUCACCAAUGGAGUGCCUAAUGCUCUUCCAUCAUGGAACAACUCUCUGCAUUUCUGUGAAUGGCAGGGUGUUACAUGCGGACAUCGCCACAUGAGAGUCUCUGUCUUGAACUUGGAACAUCAAAACUGGGGUGGAACUCUUGGACCACCUUUGGAAAAUCUAACCUUCCUCAGAAGCCUCAUUCUUUCCAACAUAAACUUGCAUGGUCAAAUUCCUGAACAAAUUGGUCGGCUAAAGAGGUUGCAGAUUCUUGACUUGAGCCAUAACAAUGUUCAUGGUCAGAUUCCUAUACAUCUUAAUAAUUGCUCUAAACUUGAGGUAGUUAACUUGCUGUACAAUAAACUCACCGGAAAAUUUCCCUCCUGGUUUGGACUUGGAUCCAUGACACGGCUUAAUAAGUUGCUUCUUGGUGCCAAUGAUCUGGUUGGAACUAUCCCACCUUCCUUGGGGAAUCUUUCAUGCCUCCAAAAUAUUACAGUUGCAAGAAAUCAUCUGGAAGGAAGUAUACCUCAUGUUUUGGGUCGGUUAUCAAAUUUGAAAGAGUUGAAUCUUGGUUUAAAUAAUUUGUCAGGAGUAGUGCCUAAUUCUCUUUACAACCUUUCGAAUAUUCAAAUUUUUGUUCUCGGGGAAAACCAGUUAUUUGGUGUUCUUCCAUCAAACAUACAACUUGCUUUUCCACAUCUUCGAGCAUUCUUGAUUGGAAGCAACAAGUUCAAUGGAACAUUCCCCUCUUCAAUAUCCAACAUCACUGGAUUACAAGGGUUUGAUAUCUCCUCAAAUGGUUUUACUGGACCAAUUCCUCCCACUUUGGGAAGCUUGAAAAAACUAGAGAAGUUUAGCAUUUGUGAUAAUAGUUUUGGAAGUGGGAGAGCUCAAGAUUUAGAUUUCCUUUCCUCAUUAACCAAUUGUACUCGAUUGAAGAUACUUCUUUUAGAUUGGAAUGAAUUUGGUGGUGCGCUGCCGGAUCUCAUUGGCAAUUUUUCUACCCACCUUACUUCAUUUAGUAUGGCGGUUAAUCAAAUAUCGGGAAUGAUACCUGAAGGAAUUGGAAAACUAAUCGGUUUAACUAACUUCAUCAUGGUAGACAAUUAUCUGGAGGGAAGCAUUCCAGAUUCAAUUGGAAAGCUUAAAAAUCUAGUAAGAUUGGCCCUGCAAGAAAACAAAUUGUCUGGUUAUAUUCCUACUGCCAUUGGCAAUCUUACUAUGUUGUCUGAACUUUAUCUGCACACCAAUCAAUUCGAAGGAAGCAUUCCAUUAAGCCUCAAAUACUGUACUCGCAUGCAGUCAUUUGGAGUUUCCGGCAACAACUUGAGUGGUAAUAUUCCUAACCAAGCAUUUGGUAAUCUAGAAGGUUUGAUAAAUCUUGACUUAUCCACCAACUCUUUCACUGGUUCCAUCCCUUUAGAGUUUGGAAACUUGAAGCACCUUUCUAUAUUACAUCUAUACGAAAACAAAUUGUCUGGUGAAAUACCCCCAGAACUUGGCGCUUGUUCCGGAUUAACAGAGCUUCUGUUGGAGAGAAACUUAUUUCGUGGAAGGAUACCUUCGUUCUUGGGCGCUUUCGGGUCCCUUGAACUCCUCGACCUUUCUAACAACAACUUCUCAAGCACAAUCCCUGCUUAA
Sphenostylis stenocarpa is the source of this 1698-nucleotide messenger RNA. The record is from the annotation of a GenBank genome assembly. Lineage: Eukaryota; Viridiplantae; Streptophyta; Magnoliopsida; Fabales; Fabaceae.